AUGGACUUUAAUGUGCACAAGAUAUGCCGGGUGUGUCUAGAGGAAGGCGCGCCAAGUCCACUUACUUCCAUUUAUAGCACAGACUUUGCCAUGAUGCCCUCCCAAAUGUUGAUGAUGUGCUCAAAGAUUCGGGUCUAUAAGACAGACGGAUUACCUGCCGGCAUUUGCAACAACUGCCUCUAUAGGCUGGGAGUAGCCUAUCACUUUCAGCAGGAGUGCGAAAACAGCGAUAUGCGUUUGCGUCAAUAUUUGGGCUUGCACGAGUCCUGGCGCCAUGACGCCGCCACAAAUACCGAGCUUGCGGCCAACGAAAUCAAGCCCCUGCCUCCAAAUAUUCAGCUAAACUCUAGCGAUGAAGAGGAGGGCCAAACUGACGUUAAGCGCAGCAAGCGUCGCUCGCGUUACCAGCGUAAGCCGCCCGAAAGUCACAAGAAACGCGGACCCAAGCCAGUGCCCAAGCUGCCGCACACAUGCUAUGUGGCCACAUGUCACAAGAGCUUCAAGUGUGCCGCCCAGCUCACUCAGCAUAUACGGACGCACACCGGCGAAAAGCCAUAUGCGUGCAGCUAUUGUGCCCAGCGUUUUGCCCAGAAGUACAAUCUGAAAGUGCACGAGAGAACGCACACCGGCAAUAAGCCAUUUCAGUGCGAGAUCUGCUCCAAGCAGUUCUCAGCGCUGGGCAACUUUCAGGCGCAUCAGAAGAUUCAUAGCGGCGUACGAGAUCAGAUCUGUUCACUCUGCCAGAAGGCAUUCUACACGGCUGGCGAUCUAUCCAAGCACAUGAUCACGCACACGGGCAUCAAGAAUCACCAUUGUGAUGUUUGCGGCAAGUCAUUUAGCCGACGUCGCGAUAUGCGCGUACACAAACUAAAGUUGCAUCCACUCGAAUCUAGUACGGAGCAUGAAAUUGUCGAUGACGACGAUGACGAGCCCAUUGACACGGAUCCGGUGGGUCUCGAUACCCUGGAGCAUGCGCACUUUAAGUGUCCCGACUGUGAUAAGGCCUACGAUACAGCGGAUAGCUUAAGCCUGCAUUUUCGUACUCACGCGGCGAAUAAUAACAUAUUGAACUUGCCACUACCACCACCGGCACCGCCACCCAUGUCCCACCACUAUCACCACCAUCAUCCGGCUGCAGCACCACCAUCCACAGCAGCUAUGCAUCAUCACGAUGCCCUGCAGCUGCACCAUUUGGCGCCGCCAAAUGCAGCCACCCAAAUGGGCAUGGCGGCAAUGGCACAUAUGCUGGCACCACCUCCGCCGCCACCGCCUACGCCCAGCGACGGUCGCUACACCAUGCUGCAUCACACGGCGGCGCAACGUUUGCACUACUAGAAAUAAAAAUACAUGAUUAAUAUAUAUGUAUAGUAUAAGACCAAUGUCCCGAAAUGUCUAACUUAUAAAGAGGAAACAUGUCCAACAAAAAAAUACAUUUGUAUAUAUGCCUCUUAAAUUGACCUUAGUUAGACGGAGAGGAACUUUUAAACUUGCAGGUAAAGUUAUUGUUAUAAAUAAUUGAUCGCAAAAUCUGGUAUGUCUUUUGUUUCCACUAAGUUAAAUAGUUUUUAAAGGUUAUUUUUUUA
Drosophila novamexicana is the source of this 1583-nucleotide messenger RNA. RefSeq names its product zinc finger protein 32. Gene Ontology annotation, cellular component: nucleus. Lineage: Eukaryota; Metazoa; Arthropoda; Insecta; Diptera; Drosophilidae. Gene Ontology annotation, molecular function: zinc ion binding. The record is from RefSeq and is a predicted model, not a curated record. The transcript is spliced from 2 exons. Bases 1 to 1335 code for a protein of 444 amino acids.